This is a messenger RNA of Leucoraja erinaceus (little skate), 2965 nucleotides long. It is a transcript of the gene col9a3, whose product is annotated as collagen, type IX, alpha 3. The record is from RefSeq and is a predicted model, not a curated record. The transcript has 32 exons. Lineage: Eukaryota; Metazoa; Chordata; Chondrichthyes; Rajiformes; Rajidae. The coding region runs from base 112 to 2151 and encodes 679 amino acids.
AAUCACAGCGGACAGGGGCAGUAGUCGGCGCUAGAGGCUGGGGGUGAUCCUUGCCCUGGUCUCAUCCACUAUUUCGUGCAAAGCGGGAGCUGAACGAGAGAGCUGGGGAGCAUGGCUGCGUUUUCAGCGCUGGGACUAUUCGUGUUGAGCCACCUCCUCGCCCAGCCUGGAGUACAGGCGCAGUUCAACGGUGGCGCGACCGGCCCGCCGGGACCCCCGGGACAAGACGGCAUUGAUGGUGAACCUGGACCUCCUGGUUUACCGGGUCCACCGGGCUUCGCGGGUGAACCUGGAGACCCAGGGGCCCCCGGAAUCGCAGGCUUGGCCGGACUGCCUGGAAUAGAUGGUUUACCUGGGCUCGAUGGUACACCCGGAGCAGACGGAUUGCGAGGAGAGCAGGGAGACUCUGGACCCGCUGGACCCCCUGGUGAGGACAGACUGACGGAGCCGGGAAAGAUUGGAUCGCCGGGAUCUCAAGGAGACGUUGGACUGGAAGGCCCCCAGGGUCCGAGUGGUCCAAGGGGUGGUGAUGGUCUCCGUGGACUUCCUGGACCUCUCGGGCCCCCUGGACCUCCGGGCGAGCCCGGACUCUACACGGGAGAAGGAAGCGGGGACUUUUCUUGCCCAGCGAUGUGUCCCGCAGGUCUGCCCGGACCGUCUGGAAUGCCGGGAUUCAAGGGUCACACAGGCCAUAAGGGGGAUCGUGGUGAGCCUGGGAAAACGGGAGCAAAGGGAGAUCCUGGACAUCCCGGUGUGCCCGGGUUGCCUGGCACGGUCGGAUUACAGGGCCCUCGAGGACAGAGAGGUCUGAUGGGUAAGCCUGGCCCUACCGGCAGCAGGGGUCUGACGGGAUUCCCAGGAGCUUCUGGCCCUCGAGGGGGUUCUGGGAAAGUUGGAGAUGCUGGUCGCAAAGGACAUGUGGGAAUCCAAGGAACUAAAGGAAGCUCGGGGAAGUUUGGUCCUCGGGGGCUACCUGGUCUAGCUGGUCAGAAGGGGGAACUGGGAAGUCAAGGGCGUGACGGACGAGAUGGAAAUCCAGGCGCCAAUGGAGAAAAGGGUGAAGGAGGGCAACACGGAGCCCCUGGAGAGAAAGGCCCUGUUGGGCAGCCUGGAUUACCUGGCAAGCCAGGAUAUCAAGGAGCUGCAGGUGAACAGGGAAGCCGAGGACCAGCGGGAGGACCAGGACCCCAGGGAGCCCCUGGGAGUGCGGGAGAGAUGGGGGACUCUGGCGACAUGGGUGAGCAGGGACCAAGAGGCGUUGACGGUGAGAUGGGACCUCCUGGACUUCGAGGUGUACAGGGUCGCAGAGGAUACCAGGGCAAGAAGGGUGAGAGUGGGGAACCUGGUGUGCCGGGACCAACGGGAAUCCGUGGCGAUUUCGGCGAGAGGGGUCCUGUUGGACCAUAUGGUCCCAAAGGUAAUCAGGGACUUGCGGGGUCUGAUGGACUACCAGGAGAGAAGGGAGACAUGGGUCAACCAGGACAUCAGGGACCGAAGGGAGAGCCCGGACCUCGUGGCGUAGUGGGUCCCAAAGGCAACAGUGGGCCAGCCGGCAUGACUGGAGCAGAUGGAAUUCCAGGCACACACGGGCCAAUUGGUGCAGCCGGAGAGCCCGGUAUUCCUGGAGUAACCGGAAGAAAAGGUCCUCCGGGGAAGCAAGCAAGUGAGCAGCGGAUCCGGGAACUCUGCCAAGGUCUAAUCAACGAUCAAAUUGCCUUGUUAGCAAACAACCUACGGAGGCCACUGGCGCCUGGAAUGACAGGACGGCGUGGACCUCCUGGACCUCCAGGAUCCCCAGGGCAUAAGGGCCAAGCUGGCCACCCAGGGAGGUCAGGUCCAACAGGACUGAAUGGACCAUCGGGAGAGCUCGGUGACACAGGACCUCGAGGUGAUUCUGGUAUAAAGGGAGACAAGGGUGUCCUUGGCAAAGCAAUUGAUGGUUCAGUAGGACCCCAAGGACCUGCAGGUUCCGUGGGCACAAUGGGACUCAGUAAAAAUGGUCGAGACGGCGCACAAGGAGAUCCAGGUUAUCCAGGAGAGCCAGGACGUCCUGGGAGGAACGGCGCUAUGGGAACCCCAGGAAUCUGUGACACCUCUGCCUGUCAGGGAGCUAUUGCAGCAGUAAAAUCAGGACCUUCCAAAAAAUCAUGAACCGGAUGAUCACAGAAGCAAAUAAGAAAACUUGAAGCACAGCCCCAAGAUUCAAUAAAUAGAAAGAGACAACAAAAAGACAAUUCAUCAAUGUUUCGGAUCCUGGUACUAAAAGUGUAGUAUAUGUUCAUGAGGAGGUGCUAAAAAUAUACAAAUCAUUUUUAAUCAUGUGUUUCUAGAUCAUUUUCAAUUCUGUUUGAGAUCUGUAAAGAUUUAUCUGGAGUUAGUCUACUCUGGUUAGUUUUUUUUUUUAAGCACAUUUUAAACAGUCCCUAUAAUUCAUUUACACUUUCUUGUCAUUGUCUGUUAAAUAAUACUAUCAAUUAUUAAUGCUUAUCUCAAAGAAGCACCCUUUAAUAAUUGUUCAUGUUAAAGUAUUUUAACUGUGAGGGGUUACACUGUACAUACAAUAUAAAUUUAACGCUCAAGGUUUUGUAUAGUAACCUAAAUUCAGAUUCAAUAACAUCUCCCAACGUCAUGCCAGUUCAGGGACAAAAGAGAUUUACAACAUUUGUACCUAUGUGCAUUUUUAUUGACCAGAAAUAUGGUUGAUCACACCCACCCCUCAAGGUGCAUCAUUAUUAGUUUUACACAUUUUGUGUACAGAAACCGAAAUAAUUAUUGUAAAUUCUACGUAACAAUUUAUGGCUUGUGUUACUAUAUACUGUAACCAUCUCCUUGUGUAACAUUUUCCCGAAAUGAAUAAAUCCCUAUCAAACUCCUGUAUCCACUAAAUAUGAUGCUGUAACCUUGACUUUAAAUAUUUAUUUUUUGUGGGUGCCUGUUGUCUGUAAAAUAAAGCUGUUGCCACCAA